Messenger RNA from Monascus purpureus, 348 nucleotides. The record is from the annotation of a GenBank genome assembly. NCBI's taxonomy places the organism in Eukaryota, Fungi, Ascomycota, Eurotiomycetes, Eurotiales, Aspergillaceae.
AUGUCUGUCCCUUAUAUUUCUUUUGUUUCAUCCAGACUUCUUGUUCCAUUCUCUGCAGUCGAGGCCUGGCUCUUUACUCCGCCUGUGCCCGCUUCUGCUUCGCAUUUCUGCCUUAAUUUGUUUCCCCGUUUCACACAAACAUUCUAUCCGAUUUGCACAAAACUGUCUUAUACUUCACAUCCAUUUCUUUUCACGCUUUUGGUCCUUUAUCUCAAACAGGAGCUCUUUGGAUCUGUAAUGACAGUGAGAUUGAUUAAUGUUGUUUGGACCAACGAGUCCUGGUUUGUUUCUUCGCUAUCUGAGUAUAUUUCUCUUGUACAUUGUAUCUUGGCCUCUACUGAAGAAUGA